This is a messenger RNA of Andrographis paniculata, 2372 nucleotides long. Its product is annotated as rust resistance kinase Lr10-like. The record is from RefSeq and is a predicted model, not a curated record. Gene Ontology annotation, biological process: protein phosphorylation. Gene Ontology annotation, molecular function: ATP binding; protein kinase activity; polysaccharide binding. Lineage: Eukaryota; Viridiplantae; Streptophyta; Magnoliopsida; Lamiales; Acanthaceae. The transcript is spliced from 4 exons. Bases 45 to 2084 code for a protein of 679 amino acids.
UUUAUAUGAAGUCUAACUAAACCCUAAACCUUAAUAAGACCAUAAUGUCUGUCCUCCUAAUUCAUGUCUUCUUCCUCGUUGUCUUGCAACUAAUUUUCGUCACUUAUGUCACUCCAUCCCGAUCCCAAUUCCACCAAUGCCCUCCUUCUUCCUGCGGCAACAUCACGCGCAUAAGCUACCCUUUUCGACUCAGCACUGAUCCUUCCCAUUGCGGAUUGGACGACAUCAAUUUCCAGCUCGAUUGCCAUAAUAACCAGACACUUCUCAAUUUACAAGGACGAGAUUUUGCAACGAGGCAAUACAUAUCAACGACGCUUUUGGUGCUAAGUAUCAAUUAUGAACAAGAGCGGAUAAGGGUAGUCGACCCCGCUUGCAUCAAUAAUAUCAAUAUCAAUACGCCCGGAGACCUCUCCUCCUGUAGUAGCCAAUCAUACUAUUUUAGUUAUUCCUACAGCUUCUACAGCGAUGGAAUAAGUACGGUCCCGUUAAACAAAGCAGCAGCAUUCAUUCAUUGUUUGUCGUCCCCUAUUGCGAACGAUAAUAAUAAUAAUUAUGUUAGAGCCCCUUUCUUUGGCAACACAACAAAAACCAUCCAUUUUGGAAAUUCUUCCCGAUUCUAUAGUUAUGUCGUGCUUGGAUAUCCUGAUCGAUUAUCUUUGUCGGAUUUACAAGAGUCUUGCACGGUGGAUAAGGUGCUUUUGGUGUCCGCGCGCUCGUCUAUUACCAAUAAGUCAUCGUUCAUCGAUAUUUACGAGGCCUUGGCUUAUGGGUUUGAGCUUUCAUGGCGGGGAGUCGAUUCUGAAGGUUGUUGGCUGGAGGUUCCCUAUUUCACCUUAGCUCCCAAUCACAUUGUGACGGAAAGAUGUUGUGCAUAUGGUUACUCAUCUUUUCUUUGUAGAUAUGUUCAUAGACUUCAAUGGACAAUGGUUACGGUUUUUUGGACAAUUGGUAAGAUCUUGUCUAUAAGAUUGGCAAUUGGAUUUAUGGUUGGAUUUCCUCUUCUAUUGUGGUUGGUGAUCCAUAAAUGGAGAAGACGCCAUUUAUGCAAUGAUACAAAUAUUGAAAAGUUUUUACAAGAUCAACAUGAUUUUGCACCCAUAAAAUACAGUUACUCGGAUGUCAAGAAAAUGACGAGCAAUUUUAACGAAAAAUUGGGUGAAGGAGGCUAUGGAACUGUCUAUAAAGGAAAGCUUCGAAGUGGUCUUUAUGUGGCGGUAAAGAUGUUAGACCAAACCAUAGCCGGGGUCGAAGAAUUCAUCAAUGAAGUUGGCACAAUCGGGCGAAUCCACCAUGUCAAUGUAGUGCAUCUCGUUGGGUUUUGUAUCGAACGCUCAAAGUAUGCUUUGGUAUAUGAGUUUCUUCCUAAUGGUUCCCUCGAUAGAUAUAUCUUCAACGAACAAAGUUUAGGAGUGCUCGCCUUGACGCUCGACAAAAUGUUUGAAAUUGCACUUGGAGUGGCGCGUGGAAUUGGAUAUUUGCAUCAUGGUUGUGAUAUGCAAAUCCUACACUUUGACAUCAAACCUCACAACAUACUACUCGACGAGAAUUUCAAUCCAAAGAUAUCUGAUUUCGGGCUUGCAAGAUUGCACCCCACCAAUGAGAGCUUCAUAAAUUUAACGGGUGCAAGAGGAACAAUGGGAUACAUGGCACCCGAGAUGUUCUACAAAAACAUGGGAGGUAUAUCUUACAAGGCUGAUAUAUAUAGCUUUGGAAUGAUGUUGAUGGAAAUGGCGGGGAAAAGGAAAAUCACGAAUCAUUUGGUUGAAGAAACAACUCAAAUCUACUUCCCGAUGUGGAUAUAUGACCAACUAUGUGCAGGAAAGGACAUCGAGAUGAAAGAUGCAAGCGAAGAGGAAAAAAGAAUGGUGAAAAAGAUUAUGAUAGUCGCAAUGUGGUGCAUACAAAUGAGACCAUCCGAUCGACUUCCUAUCAACAAAGUAAUAGAAAUGCUUGAAAGUGAGUCCGAACCACGGAUGCCUUCAAGACCAUUUGCAGCGCCGCGUGAGAUAGAAGCCGAAACGGAUGAUCAUGGAACUCAAACUUAUCUUGUAGAUUGCAUCAACUUAGAUUUAGUUCAAAGUUGAACAUUUCGGCUUGUUUACAGCUUUAAGAUUGAUUGAAGUGCUCAUUAGAGUUAAUCAGUGAUUGCUAUGAGUUCUAUUAGUAUAGUAAGAGCAUGCAGGUUGUUAUUAUGUAAAAGUGAGUUCAUAUAAUUGUGCAUGAGAUUUAGAGUUUUUUAACAAGAGGAGCCGAAUAUAAUUUUAAAUAUUUUUGUUCGUUAUGUUUGUAACCAAAGGUUCGUGCUCGUUUGUUAAGUAUUCGAGUUUAUUUGUAUUGUUUAAGUUUGGUUCGUUAAGAAAUUUUAUUGUUCA